GUGUGAACACUAGGAGCCGAGGCCACGUGACAGCAGCAUCCGUUCUGAGAAGGAGAGGCUCAGUGGGGGAAAGAACUUAACUACUAAAAUAAACAUGUUUGUGGCUCGUAGCAUUGCAGCAGAUCACAAAGAUCUAAUCCACGAUGUUUCCUACGAUUUUCACGGCCGGAGAAUGGCAACGUGUUCAAGUGACCAAAGUGUCAAGGUUUGGGACAAGAGUGAAAGUGGGGAGUGGCACUGCACUGCCAGCUGGAAGACACACAGCGGGUCAGUAUGGAGGGUGACAUGGGCCCACCCUGAGUUUGGACAGGUGCUGGCCUCCUGCUCCUUUGACCGAACAGCCGCUGUGUGGGAGGAGAUAGUUGGGGAGUCUAAUGACAAACAGAAGGGGCAGAGCCACUGGAUAAAGAGGACGACUCUGGUGGACAGCAGGACGUCGGUGACGGACGUGAAGUUUGCUCCUAAACACAUGGGUCUGAUGCUGACCACGUGCUCAGCAGACGGGGUGGUGAGGGUCUACGAGGCUCCAGACGUGAUGAACCUCAGCCAGUGGUCCCUGCAGCACGAGAUCUCCUGUAAACUCAGCUGCUCCUGUAUCUCCUGGAACCCCUCCAGUUCUCGCGCCCACCCUCCCAUGAUAGCAGUGGGAAGUGAUGACAGCAACGUGAUGUACGGUGGGAAGGUUCAGAUCUACGAGUACAAUGAAAACACUAGGAAAUAUGCCAAAGCCGAGACAUUGAUGACGGUGACUGAUGCCGUGCACGACAUCGCCUUCUCCCCUAACCUGGGGCGGUCCUUCCACGUGCUCGCCAUAGCAACCAAAGAUGUUCGGAUCUUUAAGUUGGUACCUUUGCGUAAGGAGAGCAGCUCAACAGGCCCUACUAAAUUUGAGGUUCAGAUCGUGGCCCAGUUCGACAACCACAACUCCCAGGUGUGGAGAGUCUCCUGGAACAUCACUAGCACCUUGCUGGCCUCCUCGGGAGACGACGGCUGUGUCCGACUCUGGAAAGCCAACUAUAUGGACAACUGGAAGUGUACAGGCAUCCUGAAGGGAGACGGAAGUCCAGUCAACGGGUUGUCAGGACAACCCGGUGCCAUGAGUACCAUGGUGGGGUCCACUGUCCAGACCUCCCAGAAUGCACUGAACGGCUCUGCUGCAGGAAGGUAUUUCUUCCCCCCUCUGGAUGCCCCCAGGGCAGGGUCCAGGUACGGCCACCUGCUGCCUCCCCCUUCUCUGAUAGAGCACUCUGAUGCCCAGUUCAGCCCCCACAGCCAGCUCCCCCAGUCCCCCAUGGCCAUCCAUGGCCAGCCCCCCCAAUCCUCUCUGUCCCUGCACAGACUGUACUCACACUCUAGAGCCCUCAACACCCUGCCUGAACACGAACCCCUCAACACUGACCCUCCAGACCCCUCAACACCCUGCCUGAACACGGCUGACCCUCCAGACCCCUCAACACCCUGCCUGAACACGGCUGACCCUCCAGACCCCUCUACACCCUGCCUGAACACGGCUGACCCUCCAGACCCCUCAACACCCUGCCUGAACACGGCUGACCCUCCAGACCCCUCAACACCCUGCCUGAACACGGCUGACCCUCCAGACCCCUCAACACCCUGCCUGAACACGGCUGACCCUCCAGACCCCUCAACACCCUGCCUGAACACGGCUGACCCUCCAGACCCCUCUACACCCUGCCUGAACACGGCUGACCCUCCAGACCCCUCUACACCCUGCCUGAACACGGCUGACCCUCCAGACCCCUCAACACCCUGCCUGAACACGGCUGACCCUCCAGACCCCUCAACACCCUGCCUGAACACGGCUGACCCUCCAGACCCCUCAACACCCUGCCUGAACACGGCUGACCCUCCAGACCCCUCAACACCCUGCCUGAACACGGCUGACCCUCCAGACCCCUCAACACCCUGCCUGAAUACGGCUGACCCUCCAGACCCCUCAACACCCUGCCUGAACACGGCUGACCCUCCAGACCCCUCAACACCCUGCCUGAAUACGGCUGACCCUCCAGACCCCUCAACACCCUGCCUGAACACGGCUGACCCUCCAGACCCCUCAACACCCUGCCUGAACACGGCUGACCCUCCAGACCCCUCAACACCCUGCCUGAACACGGCUGACCCUCCAGACCCCUCAACACCCUGCCUGAACACGGCUGACCCUCCAGACCCCUCAACACCCUGCCUGAACACGGCUGACCCUCCAGACCCCUCUACACCCUGCCUGAACACGGCUGACCCUCCAGACCCCUCAACACCCUGCCUGAACACGGCUGACCCUCCAGACCCCUCAACACCCUGCCUGAACACGGCUGACCCUCCAGACCCCUCAACACCCUGCCUGAACACGGCUGACCCUCCAGACCCCUCAACACUGACCCUGCCUGAACACGACCCCUCAACACCCUGCCUGAACACGGCUGACCCUCCAGACCCCUCAACACCCUGCCUGAACACGGCUGACCCUCCAGACCCCUCAACACCCUGCCUGAACACGGCUGACCCUCCAGACCCCUCUACACCCUGCCUGAACACGGCUGACCCUCCAGACCCCUCAACACCCUGCCUGAACACGGCUGACCCUCCAGACCCCUCAACACCCUGCCUGAACACGGCUGACCCUCCAGACCCCUCAACACCCUGCCUGAACACGGCUGACCCUCCAGACCCCUCUACACCCUGCCUGAACACGGCUGACCCUCCAGACCCCUCAACACCCUGCCUGAACACGGCUGACCCUCCAGACCCCUCAACACCCUGCCUGAACACGGCUGACCCUCCAGACCCCUCAACACCCUGCCUGAACACGGCUGACCCUCCAGACCCCUCAACACCCUGCCUGAACACGGCUGACCCUCCAGACCCCUCAACACCCUGCCUGAACACGGCUGACCCUCCAGACCCCUCAACACCCUGCCUGAACACGGCUGACCCUCCAGACCCCUCAACACCCUGCCUGAACACGGCUGACCCUCCAGACCCCUCAACACCCUGCCUGAACACGGCUGACCCUCCAGACCCCUCAACACCCUGCCUGAACACGGCUGACCCUCCAGACCCCUCAACACCCUGCCUGAACACGGCUGACCCUCCAGACCCCUCAACACCCUGCCUGAACACUGCUGACUGGGAGGAAACACCCAACAUCAUGACGGAGAGUUUCAGCAACAUCGAGGAUGAGGCAUUCCCCAGUUUCCUCUCUAGCUCUGUGGGCAGCAGCCGUGCCACCCUGGGGAACAUCACCCUGGCCUCCACCCUGGGGCUGCCCGUAGCUGCCUCCACCGUGGCUAAAAUUAGAGCUGGGGCCGACAACAGAGUAAAUGCUGUCCAGGCUUCCUAUCUGGAGGACGGACGGCUCUCUCUGGCUGACUCUCAGUCCAACAACAAGGAACAGGGACAAUUCGCUCUCAGCUUCAAAGAUGAGCUAGAUGAUGCAGAUGACUUCAUAGCAGCCCACCAGUUCUCAGACAUGCUGGUGAAGGUGAAUCUGGACGAGACCGAGCCCAGGACUGCAGCCUCCUCCCUCGGCCCCAACACCCAGACUGGACCUCUCCCUGGAAGACACUCUGACCAUGGAGACGAUCUCUCUACGGGGCGGCUGGCCUUCACCAACCUGGUUAAUAGGGACUUUAUGGAUCUAAAGGUCGGAUCCCUCCCAGGCACCGUGGAUGACCAGAGUCUGGCCAGUGACGGAGCCGACAGCGACCGCUUCAGUGGGAGUGUCUCCAGCUUCCUGGCCAAUGAGAAGCUCAUGUCUGUGGACAGCAUGAACAGUGAUGUCACAGAUGACGAUGUCGACGUGAACGACCUGCAGGAUGAAGAUCUGGACCUGUAUUUAAACCAUCUGGUGAACCCUGCCAUGCAGAGAGGACGGGUGGAGGGACAAGAGAUACCUGAUGCUGACCAGCCAGCCAACCAAGACUAUUCAUCUCAGCCCGGCUCUACAGAACCACAGAAGAACAGAUACCAGUUCCUGGAUGACUAUGAUCAGGCUUUCCGGAUGCCAGACGUACGGCUGGCUGCUACAGGGAUGGACUCGUGUCCCGGCAGUGAUGAGGAGGACACUGAGGAGGAGCUGGAGGCAGCUCGGAGACACACUUCUACCAGACACAGACUCCUGCUGUCCAGCACCUCCCGACAGCUGGUGGGGGAGAGCUACCGUUCCAGCUUCAGACCUGGGCUGGAGGGAGGCAGCUCUGACGAAGAAGUUUUCUCUGGGCGUAACCCUCUACCUGGGCUAGAACACCGAUACUCUGCGGAGGGCCAAGUCAUCAACACUGUAACAGGAGGAGGAGGAGACGGGAGCAGUGGGAGUGAGGAGGGAGGGAACGAUGGCGUGUCCGCUCUACCCCUGUCCUCCUCGGCCCAGACCACCUACGAUGUGCUGCGGGGCCUGGGGAUCCUGGGGGCCAGCGUGCCGGGAGAGAAUGCCCAGGACCCUCACUCUCUACUGGGGCUGAGCCGGGGCAGCGUGAUGGGUGACCGCGUGGGGCCGGUGGGGACUGGAGAGACCAGCGCUGGGCCCCAGAGGAUGUCCCCUGUCAACUGGAGUAUGGCCUUAGACCGACAGGAGGCGCUGGAUGCCAUGGACAGUACAGAGUCUACGGUGGCAGGGGAGGGUCAGGGUUUCUUGGAUUCUAUAUAUCUGAGGACUGGUGCUGGACACUGGAGACCCCAGGACAUGACCUCUCACCUCCAGACCACACAGAGCAGCUUCCACCUCUCUCAGGUGCUUCCUUCGCUUAGUGAUGAAGAGGAGGAUGGGAGGGGGAGGCCUGCUGCCCUGGGGCCAAGAGGAGGUCCAUGUGGGGACUCCUCUGCACCUCCUGGUCCUCCUGGCCUGUCAGACACGAGUCGGGGUGAGAAGGAUCUCCUCUACAUCUCUCUGGAAGCGAAGUACCUCUCUCAGAGCUUCCAACAGGAGGACUCCUCGCACUCUGACAGCGACUGGAACCACUGCCCCGAUAACCUGGACUUCCAACCGGCCUCUCACAGUGUGGUCUACCAGAACGAGGAGGGGAAGUGGGUGACGGAUCUGGCUUACUACUCGUCCUUUGAGAAGGAGGUGGAUGGAAACCAGCUGCCGGAGGUAGCAGACCAGUUCCAGGCUGAGGACUUUGUUCCAGGCAGUAACGCCAUAGAGAAGAUCAUAGAAGACCAGAAGGAGUUUGAGAAGGAGAACCAGUUCAUGCAAGAGGAGGUGAUGGAGCCCGCCUCCACCAGUCCAGGUUUCCUAUCUGACACGUCCUGGAGACUCCCAGCCAGCAGCCACAUCCUGAUGAGGGCCAGCCAGGUGUCCCAGGAGCUGGACAGAGGGAACCAGAGCUACCUCCGUCUGUCUCUAGGGACCUUCUUCCAGCAGCGCUCUGAGGCCCUGGGCUGUCUCGGGGACGACCGGGAGGACGAUACAGUCAAACGGCCGUCGUUUGGUUACGUCAUCACCUCUCCAGAGAAGAGGGAACCGUUUCCUCUGAUUCAACCGUCAGACUUCCUCUCUCAGGACAGCUCGGUCCACAACGACACCCGCACACACACUGACCACGACCGCACCAUGAACACGGAGGACUUGGACAAGACUGUGGAGGCAGAUCCAGACAGGGUGUCACCUACAGGAGAUGACGAGCCAGAGCCUUGUGAAUCAGCCUCCUCCCCUCUCCCAGAGGCCCUGUUCUCCCCAAGCCAGACCCUUCCCUCACCCUCCCCCCUCCCUGAGGCCCUGCUCUCCCCCAGCCAGACUCUUCCCUCAGCUUCCCCCCUCCCUGAGGCAAUGCUCUCCCCCAGCCAGACUCUUCCCUCACCCUCCCCCCUCCCUGAGGCCCUGCUCUCCCCCAGCCAGACUCUUCCCUCAGCCUCCCCCGGCAGCCUGGGCCCCGGCACAGACCAGUCCAGCCUCAUGUUGUCUAUCAGCACCAUUGCCUCGGCCAUCGCUGAUGCCUCCCUCUCCUCAGAGCCCUCCCAGCUGGCUGCCAUGAUCAUGGAGCUGUCCAAGAGGAGUAGGGUACAGAGGCAACACCAGGAAGGUGUGCCGAGUCCACCGCCAGCCGCUGUCCUGGAAGAGCAAACACUCAGCCCUAACCAGGUUCAACUGGACCAGCCCAGCCCUAACCAGGUUCAACUGGACCAGAGAAUCCUGCUGGAGACUCUACAGAGGAGCCAGUGUGCCGGGGACCUGCUGGAGACUCUACAGAGGAGCCAGUGUGCCGGGGACCUGAGUGCCUUCGACAUUGAAAAGUACCUGAAGCAGACCGAGGUAUUCACCAGCAGCGACAGUGACCAGUCAGGCUCCUCCCACUACACUGUUGACUUCCUCGGCUGGGCCGACAGCCUCAACUCCUCCCACAGGAAGUCCCAGGCUCCAUCACUUGUUGUUACUGUGGAGAACGAGAGCUCGGGUUAUCAACACCAGGCUACCGAAUACCAGGCUAACACCAAGGGAGAUAUCUCCUCUGGCGUAGAGGCUAAGGCAGGUUUGACACAAGGUUACCCUGCUGCUAUGACCCGUCCAGUCUCUGCUGGGCCACAUCCAGGUUCUGGUCAGAGUAGAGUCGGCCCGGCGAACAAGACGGAGGCGAGGAGGAGUUCCAUCCUCCGUCCCAGGGCCAGUUCCAUUCCUACAGCCUCUGGUAACCCAGCGAGGAGGUCUGUGGGCUCUGGUCAGUUCUCCUCAACCACCAUCUCCACAGCCAAACCAGCUGCUAACAGGAAGGCUGUAGGGAAUAACAGUGAGCCCCAGCCUUCUGGUGUACUGAGCAGGAGCAACACAGAGAGUGGUGGGGCUGAACUAGGAGCAGUCCGUCCAACACCCAACAACACCCCAGCCCAGAAGGUAGAGGACCCCUCCGCAUCUCCUGCCCCAGGCCCUAAGACCUCCCCUGGUCUGAGGAAGGGUCUGUCAGGGCCGCUGUCCCUCAGAGACAUCACAUCCCCCUCCCAGAGAACCAGGAGGAGCACAGUGAAGACCCACGCUACAGAGAGCAGUACAACCCAGCAGGAGAAACCCAGUGGCCUGGAGAAGAGUGUUGGAGAAGCUCCUCCCAACCCUGUGGCCAAACAUGUUGGUUUUACUUCCUCGUGUCACAGCCCCCAGCCUGCUGCUGGACACCGGACGUACGAUGUGUCUCCAGGUACUCCUGUCCAUCAUGCCGGAGGACCAGAGCAGAGCCAGUGCACCUUCAGACCCUCCACCUCUCCUCUCACCCACUCCUCCCCCUCACAGACCUCCUUCCCCAGCCAAGAAGGGACUGUGUCGCCCCCCUCCCCCAGUGUAGGGGACAGGAGACGUCCCGGUGAUCUCACUCCUCCCCGGUCUGAGUGGAGCUGUUCCAGUCCCAGCCUCAGCAGACUGACAUACAUCUCUCUGAAUGACAGCACGGCGCUCAACACAACCGGCGUUCCAACUCCUGACAGACACAAGAGUCAUGGCACCAUGUCUCUGAGCACCACUAUCAUCAGGGCCAGUCCCACCCCGCCAGUAGAAGGGGCUGAUACCCAGAGUCCUACAGGUCAAGAGCUACCUCCUCACCGCUCUACAGACGUCCUCUGCCCUCCUAGACAGUCCAAUAACCCAGAGUCUCCUCACCACUCGAACGGUCCUCGUAGUGGCUCGGUAGACCUGCGGAGUGGUUCCGGUCUGGGCUUCACACGCAGCCAGAGUGAGUGUAACUAUCACUGUGGGAACAAUAGAGACUACAACCAGCAGAAACGCCACUCUGAACCCAACUCACACCUUCUCACCACGUUGGAUUCUGGCUACUCCAGCAACCUGAACAUCCAGCAGCCCAGCGGUAUGGGUGGCCAGGGGAACCAGCAGUGGUCUGGAGUCUCAGCCCAGGGGAGUGAGGUCUAUCCUGGGGCCAGGACGGGCUUCGGCCUGCCUUCCUCCGAGGACCUGUGCUACAUGCCCAUCUCCAGCUUCAAGCCCCAGGGCUCCAUGGUGGACUUGCCUCCAGGGGUCCCUAGCCUCCUGACGGGGCGCUCCCUCUUCAGUUCCCAGCUGGCACAGCAGAACCUGGGCUCGGAUGGAGCUCUACACCCUGGUCUCCCUCUGCCUGCUCCCUACCACCACAUGGCAGUAGCAGGGAACGGCCUGUAUGGUCACGCUAUGUCCUCACGGUUAGGACCCAACGUUGACCCCUCAGUCAGACACCUCCACAGCUCUGGGGGUCUGGGUGUCUCUGGGCCAGGUGGACCAGGAGGUCCCGGGGGUCUGUACCACUGCUCUAACCCCCACCUCAAACCCUUGGACCCAGGACUGAUGGAGGGGAACCCUUACAACCAACACUGUGUAGCCUCAUGGUCUGACGGCAGCCUUCCUGAACCCACAGCCCAGGUCGUGAUCCCUGAGGAGCUGCGGUUCCCCCAUGCCUGCUGUGUGGGCAUCUCCUCUCAGACCUCACUGGGCAUCUUCAACCCCUCCGAGCGCUGGCAGCAGGUCUCCAUCACCGUCACCAGUCUGGCCAUCAACGGAGAGAAGGUUGAUUCAUUCCCGUACCAGUGGCUGAUAGUGAAGAACAAGACCAUCAUUGGCCCUAAGAGCACGGAGGAGCAGAAGGUGUUGUUCAUCCCACCUCAGGCCGGGGUGUACCAAGCUGUCCUCAGCGUCUCCUCCUGGCCUGCCUCCGCUGAGGCCCAGGCUGUCGCCCGCGCCGAGGUGUUCGCCAAGAGGGUGGUCCUCGUCGCCAUGGCAGAGAACCCUGCUCUGGAGGUGGAUGCGGGGAAGUGUGGCAGUCUGGACUUCGGAGACCUGGCGGGUGGCAGUGCCAAAGCUCUCCCUCUGAAGCUGCUGAACAGGACUCACGCCACCGUACCUAUUAGACUGGUUAUCAGUGCUAACGCCACGGCCUGGCGCUGCUUCACCUUCUCCAAGAGUCCCGUUGCCAUGACAGCGGAGGGCUUGCUGCAGGCGGGGACUCUGACAUCACUGGCCGCUCCGUCCGUCAUGAACCACGUGAUGCACGCCAGCUACGGAGAGAAUCCAGAGAGCUUCAUGGUUUGGGUCCACUUCCACGCUCCACAGAAGUACCAGUCCUGUUCAGGUGAUUUAGGUCCAGCGGAUGAGUACAGUGCGCGGGUGGACAUCGAGGUGGACUGUCCAGGCCCCAGUCAUGUGAUCAGGAGCGUCCCUCUCAGAGCCAGGUCUGGAACAGCCAGAGUACACGCCCCUAAAGACCUGCAGAAUGUUAACCUCUCGGCAGCGUUGGGUCAGUCCAGCACGCAGACUCUGCCUCUGAAGAACGCAGGCAACAUUGAUGUUCAGCUGAAACUCAAGAACAGCGGUGGUGAUGGCUGUUUCUCUGUGAGUCCUGUUGACCUGUGUCUGCGUGCCGGGGAGGAGCAAGGCAUUGUGGUCUCGUUCACCUCUCAGGGCGGCAGGAAGAACCGAGAGAGUGUUCUGACCAUCCUGGUGCUGCCGUCUGGUCCUCAGUAUGAGGUGGUUCUGAAGGGACAGGUGGUACCAGAGGAGGGGGUGAACCCUGCUGCCCCUGGUCCGGUCUCUGCCCUGGGCGUGGUGCCCCCCAUCCUCUCCAACAAGCAGUUUGUGGCCUGGGGAGGGGUCACGCUGGGCAGGGCUGUACAACAGAAGCUGGUUCUUCGUAAUAACUCCCCCAACACAACACAUCACCUGCGUCUGCUGAUCCGAGGACAAGACCACAGCUGUUUCCAGCUCCAGAGUAGUUUUGGACAGGAGGAGAGGUUGACCCGACACAGAGAGCUGUCCAUCCGGCCCAGGGAGGAUGUUGUUGUCCACCUGCUGUUUGCCCCAACCCGGGUGGCCUGCACCCUGUCCAAGCUGGAGAUCAAACAGUCUGGAGUACGACCCUCACAGCCUGGCAUCAAGUUCACAAUCCCCCUAUCAGGCUAUGGAGGGACCAGCAACAUUAUUCUGGAAGACCACAGGAAGCGUUCAGACGGCUACGCGGCUAUGCUAAUGGGGGUGGCAGCAGGCCAGGUCUCCAAGCUGUGUGUCUGUGUGAGAAACACUGGGUGCAGGGCUGCCUUCAUUAAGGCUGUUCCCUACUCUGACCUACACACACGCUCUGUCAUGGCCUCCUCGGACAUCAGCCUCUCUCCGUCUCAGUUCGUCCUGAAGGAGAGGACACAGGAGGUGAUCACGGUUCUGAUGAAGGUGACCCAGAGAGAGCAGACUCUGUGUCAGUCAGCUAAUGCCGUCCUGGCCACAGUCUGUCUCUUCUGUGGAGACGAGGUCUCACGACAACAGUUCAGGAGGUUGCUGCAGUCGAAGCCUGAUGCCGGCAGGAAGGUUCUGUCAGAGAACAGUUUGCUGAAAGAACUCCACUUCAACGAGAGGUUCCUGGGGGAGGAGCAGGUCCUGGAGGCCUACGACCUGCCCCAGAGCCCCAACCAGGCCCAGUUGUUCUAUGGGAACCUGCGUAAGGUGGUGUUGUCAGUGCUGGGCAGCACAGAGACCUUGGACUCUGGAAGGACUGACCCCCAUGUCCAGCCCCCCCAAGCUGUCACCAGGAGAGGCUCAGAGGCUGACAGUGGUUUUGGGAACUCAGACCGUCACAUCAGCAACGUGUCUCUGGAUGUACUGCCUGUGAAGGGUCCUCAAGGCCCCGCGUUACCCAGGACAGAGGCCUCUGGGACGGGGACAGAAGCAGGGGACCACAGGGACUCCUGGAGCCUCCAGCCUGAACAGCUGGUCCUCACCUCUCCCACUAUCAACGGAGCCUCCAACACCAGACAUGUCCUGAUCCAGAACCACUCAUCAUCCAGAGAGCUGAGCUUUGAGUUGUCCUGGCCAGCCCACUGUCUCACUGUUACCCCUCAACAUGGAGUUAUAGAACCACAGUGCCACCUCCAGAUCCUCAUCAGUCCUAAUCCGUCCCUAGCAACCAGGACAUCCAUGUUUCCAUGGAGUGGCCAAAUCUAUGUCCAGUGUGACGAUCAACAGAAGUUCAUCAAAGUCCAGAUCCGUCAGGACCUGGCUCUGGAUGUAUCAACGGCCCCAGCAGAGCGGAGCCUAGCCCCCCUUCCUCCUCAGACUGCUAGCCCCAUGCCCACCGCCAUGCUGCCCCCUGCAGGCCAACCCCCCCUGACCAGGACAGCCACUGUAGAGAUCAGUAACCGUACCAUCGUGUUUCCUGCCACGCCCUCAGGAGAAACCUCAGAGUCCUCUGUGGAGGUGGAGAACAGAGGAGAGCAGGUGAGGUGGUACCUGUCUUCCUUCGCCCCUCCCUAUGUGAAGGGGGUGGACGGCAGUGGGGAUGUGUACCGGGCCACCUACACAGCCUUCAGGUGUCCCAGAGUCUCUGGCACCCUGGGAGCAUACCACAAGAUGCAGGUGCCCAUCACCUUCCUGCCCAGGGACCGAGGGGACUAUGCUCAGUUCUGGGACCUGGAGUGUCACCCAGUGGCCGAGCCUCAGCACAAGACCAGGAUACGCUUCCAGCUCUGUGGCACUGGUGUGAAGGUUGGUCCAGAGGUGGCUCCUCAGGAAGCAGACUGUUCUCUGGUGAAGACUGAAGCCUUUAAGACCAGGAGAAGACCUGACCCGGUUGCAGAUGGGGGCAUGACUGGUCAGGAGGGGGCUCUGUGUAGGGGUGUAUACGCCCCCCAGGACCACUACUCAUUCUCCCCUACCAGGGUGGGGGAGACCAGCACACUGAAGGUCAACAUGAGAAACAACUCCUUGGAAACGCAUGCGCUGGUGUUCCUAACCCCUAAAGAGCCCUUCCACAUCAAGCAUUACAAAUAUUCCCUCAGAUCCCAACGCUACAUCCACCUGCCAGUCCAGUUCAAGCCGGUUGUAACUGGCAACCACUCCAGCCUGCUGUUGGUUCAGACGGAUACCAGUGGACACAUCGCUAUCCAGCUGACUGGUGAGGCCCUGCCCUGACUGGCCAAGAGGACUGCUGGUCUGGGUCAGGGAGGACUGCUGGUCUGGGUCAGGGAGGACUGCUGGUCUGGGUCAGGGAGGACUGCUGGUCUGGGUCAGGGAGGACUGCUGGUCUGGGUCAGGGAGGACUGCUGGUCUGGGUCAGGGAGGACUGCUGGUCUGGGUCAGGGAGGACUGCUGGUCUGGGUCAGGGAGGACUGCUGGUCUGGGUCAGGGAGGACUGCUGGUCUGGGUCAGGGAGGACUGCUGGUCUGGGUCAGGGAGGACUGCUGGUCUGGGUCAGGGAGGGUUACUGGGUCACUGCAUCUGUCGUGUGGCCCGUACUGGAGCACUGCUGAAGGUCAUAUGGAAGAAUGAACUAUGAAGCCUUUGUCCAAUAUGGCACCCUAAUCUCUAGAUAGUGCACUGCUUCAGGCCCGGCAACGUCUCAUUGGUUCCACUCCUGGCAACGUCUCAUUGGUUCCACUCCUGGCAACGUCCCAACGUCUCAUUGGUUCCACUCCUGGCAACCUCCCAACGUCUCAUUGGUUCCACUCCUGGCAACCUCCCAACGUCUCAUUGGUUCCACUCCUGGCAACGUCUCAUUGGUUCCACUCCUGGCAACGUCUCAUUGGUUCCACUCCUGGCAACGUCCCAACGUCUCAUUGGUUCCACUCCUGGCAACGUCUCAUUGGUUCCACUCCUGGCAACGUCUCAUUGGUUCCACUCCUGGCAACGUCUCAUUGGUUCCACUCCUGGCAACGUCUCAUUGGUUCCACACCUGGCAACGUCUCAUUGGUUCCACUCCUGGCAACGUCUCAUUGGUUCCACUCCUGGCAACGUCUCAUUGGUUCCACUCCUGGCAACGUCUCAUUGGUUCCACUCCUGGCAACGUCUCAUUGGUUCCACUCCUGGCAACGUCUCAUUGGUUCCACUCCUGGCAACGUCUCAUUGGUUCCACUCCUGGCAACGUCUCAUUGGU
Molecule: messenger RNA, 12839 nt
Organism: Oncorhynchus masou masou (cherry salmon)
Lineage: Eukaryota; Metazoa; Chordata; Actinopteri; Salmoniformes; Salmonidae
Exons: 57
Coding region: 95-11878 (3927 amino acids)
Biological process (GO): centrosome-templated microtubule nucleation; centrosome duplication; mitotic spindle assembly
Cellular component (GO): pericentriolar material; centriole; cytoplasm
Molecular function (GO): protein kinase binding
Source: RefSeq, a predicted model, not a curated record